UGCAUCCCCAUCCCCCACACACUGUGGCCGUCUCUUCGGGUGAAAGCUGUCUUCCCUGCGCAACUGGCCCGACCAAACGCUGCUGUAUCCGAGCCAGUCCGCACCGAGCCGAGGCAGAGCACACACACGGGACAAAGCACGUACGCACACGGGGAAUCUGUUUCGUUGUUCGACCGAGUGACUUUGAUUUGCAUAUCCACUUCCACUCCUUCCUCAUUUGCAUACAGCAAGAAUGGCGAGCGGGCAUCCCACAGACAAAUUCAGUUUCAUGUAUCAACCAGACACGCACAAGAGUAAGAACAGGUUAUCUUCAGCUAUGAAUCCAGUCUACAGCCCCGUUCAGCCUGGCACUCCAUAUGGAAACCCUAAGAACAUGGCCUUUACAGGCUAUCCAGGAGGGUAUCCUGCCACGGCUCCCACCUAUACACCCAACCUCUAUCAAACAGGCAGUCCUGGGUAUCCACCAGGAUAUACUUCAGCAGGCACCCCAUACAAAGUGCCCCCCACUCAAUCAAAUGGAGCACCCCCUCCCUACACCCCGACCCCAACCCCAUACCCAACAGCGAUGUACCCCAUCCGCAGUGCCUACCCUCAGCAGAACCUAUACGCACAGGGAGCGUAUUAUACCCAGCCAGUGUAUGCGGCUCAGCCACAUGUGAUCCAUCACACCACCGUGGUGCAGCCUAACAGCAUCCCCUCUACAGCCCUCUACCCUGCCCCCGUCCCUGUACCUGCUCCUCGCAACAAUGGCAUGGCUGCCAUGGGGAUGGUAGCUGGGACAACCAUGGCCAUGAGUGCAGGGACCCUGCUGACAACGCCCCAGCACCCCCAGAUUGGAGGACACCCAGUUACUGUGCCAACCUACAGGCCCCAAGGGACACCUGGGUACAGCUACGUACCGCCUCACUGGUAGAGCCCGCUCAUCAUAUCUGGAGUCCACCAUCGUAUGCAACUGCUCAAAUCUUACACGGGCUCCCACUGGUAACCACGGGAACUCGGCACCUGUCUGCAAGAACAAAACUAAAGUGCAACAGCCACUUUACUAUUAUUGUUAUUGUUAUUAUGCGACAUUCUCUAACAUUUUUUUUUUUUUCUCCAAAAGCUGCUUUUAUUUUUUUUUCUCUGUUCAUUUGCCAACCAGUCAUUACCUUAUUUUGUAUGGUUUCUUUUUUAUUUUAUUUCCUUACUUUCUGUUGCUCCGUCUGUCAUUGGAACUCCAGAAGGACUCUUGACCAAUCACGGGUGUCAGUUGCUCCUGUUUCUGUGUUGUGCUGGUGUGUGUGGUCCUUCCUGCUGCUGCUCAGUUGGCUGGAAAAUAUCGGGCACUUAUUCCUCAUUAUCAUCUUCAUCAGUCACUACAAAGACUUGUUGACUUAUGCUGCCAAAUUUUCUAACGAGUAGAUAUCAGCACAGGGUUUUAACAUAAUUAGGGUUUUUAUUUUUUUUCAGGUUAUUUAAUUUUUUUAAUACUCUUUUCUUUAUACCACAUUACACCUGAAUUACUUUACCUGUUUCUGUUUUUUCCUACUUUGUUCUUCCUUCCUCUUCAUCCUUUUUUUCUUAUUUUUUUUUUACCCGUUUUGUUUAAUUUUUCAGUUUUAUCUCAGUCGUCUUCCAGCGCGUAGCUGUCUGUCCGGCAGUAGUCAGUCCAUCGUCCCUGCCGUUACGUCUCCAUGUGAGUGCUAUGUCGCUAUGAGCAGAGCACUUACUGACCAUUACCCAUCCUGCUGCGUGUCCCACUGUGUCCACAUUAGCAUAGUACCGAGUACACACUAAGAAAACAUCACAUACUUCAUGCUACAUACUAUGCAGGCUAGUAUGUUGUGACACUAUCAACAUCUUAACCUUAGCGUAGGUGAGUACAUUUAGAAAAUGUACACAUAUUUAUAAUAACAGUGUCAACAGUAUGGGUGGUCAUGCACACUUUCUCUCACACAAACACACACAAACACAAGCAUGCACACACAUACACACAUACACACACACAGGGGCUCCUGUGUUGUGUUGGAACACACAUGAUCACUUGGUGGCACUUGCUGUACAACACCUCCAGUUACGUUGUUACUGAUCAGCACACAAGCCAACAUACAUAUAUAUGACAUGGAUUUCUAGGGGUGUGCAUGGCAGACAGCAGAGAAGGAGUUUAAAGGGAUUGUGUUGGCAGUAAGGGAGGAGAGCAGGACCAGGAGAGGAGAGCAGAUGACAAGGAAGGAGGAAGAGGUCACAUGUUCACAGUCGGUAAUUUCUUUUCAAGGUAUAAGACAUUUGAGUUUGUGACAGCUCCCCUGCAAGGCACUGCACAAACACUGCUGUUUUUGCAUGUACAUGUAUUGUACAUUGAUUUCCUCACUGUGAUUAUAUCGUCUCCUCCUCCUUCCUUCUUCCAGGCGAGGACUUAUAACCAAACACUCAACAGAUAGAUAAAGACCUAGACUCCAGUCAAAUGCACGUGCUGAUAGAUGGAUAGGAUUUAAUCCAGUAGUCCAUUCCACAGUGCUGUGACUGCUGGGCAGAGCAAACCAAUGACAUGGAUGGUUAUGCACCACACUUUGGGAAGCAGGCUGUAAUGUGUUUACACCUGGUCCAUGUCAUAGGGAUGAUUUCUUAAUCUCAGAUUUUGGGUCCAAAUUUGAAUUUGGUGGGUGUUCCCAUGUGAAACACACGAGCAGAAUGAGAGUACGGUCAUCAAAAAGGUGCUGAAUUUAGUGUUGAGGGUUAUAAAGAACAUUAAGAAAUAUUAGCAGGAGUGCUGAGCUGUCAUGAUGCAGUGUCACUCAGUUUUAAACCGGUUCAGUCCAGUUGGGGGUCCGGGAGCCAGUCCAGCAUGACCUCCAGGAGCUAACAGGAGGCCUUUUAGUGUUUUUGGUAGUUUUUAUGAAAAACAAUCAUCCCUUUGUUCACUGUGCUUUUUUUUUUCUUUUCUUUUUUUUUCUGCAAGAGUUGGAGAUUGACACAUAUCUGCUUCUACUGACUGCAUUUAAACAUUAUUCUCCAUUUUUAAGAAUCCAGUAUGAACCUUGAUUUUAUUAAAAUUGUCAUUAGCUGAGGAUAAUAUUUGAGCCAAUGAGACAUGGACCAUAUACAGCCAUUUUUCUGUUGCCUUUUUAUGCUUCUACAUGUAAAGGCAUUAAUGUACAUGCAAAGGCAUUGAUGACCCAUCUUCAACACUACAAAUACACUGAGUAGUGGUGGUGGGGUUUAAUAUUUAGGUGAGGCCUGUGGUAUUUUUCAGGAUUUACAAAAAAAAAAAGACUCAAACCACAACUUCAUGAUCUGUACAGUACAGAUUGGUAUAACAGAAAGCAUUUACUGCGCGGGUAUGUAGAUGAAGUGGUUUGAUAUUGCAAUAAAAUAAGAGGGAAUGCCUCAACUGUUAACAUACAGUAAUUAUUUUAUCAGCGUUUUGAAUUGAUUUUAAAAAAAAAAAGCUUAUUGUAAUCUCUAAAUAUGGAUUACAGGCUCUGUAUGCAGCCUUCAUUCAAUAAUUAUUACAGUUACUGCUAAGAAGAGUAGAACAUAUCAAGAAUUUGGGUAUUGAAUAACUUUGUGAGGAAAUAUUGCACAACAUAAGACAAAAAAAAAAAAACUUGAUGACUAUAAUUUAAAUGCUAAGUAACAGGUACCUAGGCUUUGUAGUGCAGGAGGGAGGAAGAAGCAAUUUAUAUUGUAAUUAAAAAAUAAAACAAUAAGGUCGAGUGUUUGAGGUAUUCUUAGUCCAGAUGUUUGUACACUAGUAGAUUAAUUCUCAAGAAAAUAUUACAUAAUGCUGCUGUCGGAUGAAAACUGUCGAUCCUUGAGCCUUAUUUUUUAAACAACCCUUGUAUUUUAGAAGAUCUAAAGUGGGUAAUAUCGGCAUGAGGGUCAUAAAAUGUUCCCACCACGUAAGGAUCUUGUAUAUUUUAAUUCAAGCCAGUAAAACUGAAAAGACAGAAACUGGAUUUUCUUGCGACAGCAGUAAUAUUACUCGUCAUUAGGAUUUAUUUAACCAACCACUACUUCUGUCAGUAUUUCUCAGUUAAAUCUUAUGGUUUGUUUUGGGUUUUUUUUUUUUUCCCUUCUUUCCCUCUGGUCAAUUGAGCAUAAUGGGUAUGCAUAAUAUUCAGGUGUAUUUCACUAUAGCAUUGGAUCUCUAAGUUUAAAAAAAAAAAAAAAUGCAGUAUAUUUAUACAGCAAGUGGUACAGUAAUGUAUUUCUAGCUACGCAUGGUUGCAUCAGUGUGGCAGCUACUGUUUGUGCUUUUAAUAUUCUUUUUGUUUUACCUCCUCUUCUGCAUCUGUGUCCUCUACAUAUCUGUCACUGAGGGGAGGGGGAGAAGUUAAGACGAGGUCUAGUAAAGAAGCUUUAGGACUUGUGGAAAUUCUUGUCACCAAAUCCCCACACUUUUAUAAUUAUUGCCUGAAUUUACUGACCUCGAGGAAGCAGAGGAUUAAUGACAGAACUGAAAU
Morone saxatilis (striped sea-bass) is the source of this 4445-nucleotide messenger RNA. RefSeq names its product family with sequence similarity 168 member A (gene fam168a). The record is from RefSeq and is a predicted model, not a curated record. Gene Ontology annotation, biological process: positive regulation of base-excision repair. Bases 233 to 913 code for a protein of 226 amino acids. The transcript has 8 exons. Lineage: Eukaryota; Metazoa; Chordata; Actinopteri; Moronidae.